UGGACAUGGCCGCUCUCAGGCCUCUCUCUGUCUGCGACCGCUCUUCAUCGAUUUCUCCGUUAUGCGUUCAAUCCGAUAAAUAAGCACGAGACAGAGUUAACUUAUAAUCCUCAAAUAUUUAAAUGGCCAUAACACAUUUUAUAGGCGACAGAAAAACAACGUACACGUAUAUAUACAAUAAAAAUUCGUAAACAGAAGAAAAAAAACAACAUAACCUUUCAAUUAGUAUGACACGUACAACGACACUUGAUCACGUUUGUUGGAAGGAAAGAUAGAGAAUGGAUCACGAAGACGAGUUUCUCAAUAUCUUCUUUACACAGGUUGCUCAGCUGUGCUCUGACAAAGCCAAAGAGACAGUAGAAAAGGAAAAGGAAUCAUGCAAGCAGAUGCAAAUGGGUCCUUGGGGAAUGCUCUUGAUACAUUUACCACAAGUAGCUGUAGCUGAACGUUCAUAUGCAGAUUUAGGUUUUCUUCAUACUAAAAACAAAGGCUUUCUUAGGAAAGAUAAUUCUUUGAAGACUGUAUACGAAUCAUUAAAGGCUGAUUUAAAAAGACUGGAAGAAAUGACCAAAGGAACAAAUUCCAUUGGUGCAACAGUCGCCAGUGUUUCCAGCCAGCUUUGCCAGUUCAUCACGGCAAGAAUCCAGCUGAUAGAUUUCUAUGAGAAAAUGUAUAAUAUGAAUAUAAGUAGCAAAGUUAUGAAGCAUCAAGAAUUGUUGCAGUGUAUAGAAGGGAUAAUAAAGUGCCAUUUAGUCUCCUGUUCUCAUUUAGCAUUAACUGCGAUUAAAACAAGUUUAAUAUUAGAAUGUGAAAUACUAGAACAACUGAUGACGGCGCAAGUGGAAGUUCAAAAUUGGAGAUUCUUACCAACUCUGAUGGCUCUUUACGCAGCGCAAACACGAAUGUCGGCCUGGGAAAGAACAUUACAAAGCAAAGAGUCCUGGAAAUUGGGCUUCGGCGCGACAUUUUUGAAGGCAAAUCAGCAACCGGCUUUGUAUCAGUGGUUAGUAAAACUUCGCAGUGCUAUACUGGCUAAAUGUUCUUUGUAUUUCUACACUACUCUGAGCCAACAAACCAAUGCGGGAGAAAUGAGAAGCGUUAUGAGCAAGCAGAAUGUAGACUAUUAUCAUAAAAUACAAAGUUUUCAGCGGAAGCAUGAUGUGCUGGCAGUGCUGAUAAUCUUCGAUUCCAGAGGAGCUGAAAAUUCAGGUUCAGGAUACAGGCAUCCGGGAAGAGGAGCAGAGUCUUUCGAGUGCUUCCCUAUUGUCGUUUGUUGUCCUAGUACAUUCGUACAAAAACCAUCUGCGCACCUGGACAACAUUCAGGCCAAAAUAAAGGAACGUCAUGCGGAACUUCUUGCCAUGGACAAAGUUAUUUAUCACAAAAACGGAAAGGAUUCGUGUUCGUACGCUUUCUACAACAUCGAUCCGAGAAUGACUCUCGUCGUCGCGUUCGAGAACGGGAAACAAAGAGACAAGGAAACUCACAUUACGUUAUUCAUGACGGAUCUUUCCAUGCAUAUUAGAUGCAACAAGGUUUACGAAAGUCUAAAAUUAUCGAAAUGAGUGUGGAUACGCAAAACUAUGUAAUUAUGAGAAUAUCAAAUUGUACCAAAGACCACCUGAUUGUUAUAUUCAAAACUUGUUCCAUGAAUGUAUGGUUGGUAUGUGAAAAAUUACAUUCAUUUAUAUAUUA
Messenger RNA from Pseudomyrmex gracilis, 1695 nucleotides. Its product is annotated as UPF0536 protein C12orf66 homolog. Gene Ontology annotation, biological process: protein localization to lysosome; cellular response to amino acid starvation; negative regulation of TORC1 signaling. The transcript is spliced from 9 exons. The record is from RefSeq and is a predicted model, not a curated record. The coding region runs from base 279 to 1565 and encodes 428 amino acids. Gene Ontology annotation, cellular component: KICSTOR complex. NCBI's taxonomy places the organism in Eukaryota, Metazoa, Arthropoda, Insecta, Hymenoptera, Formicidae.